GGCCCGGCCUGGACCGGUGCAGGGGCCAUGUCGGCGCCUCCCGCCCUGCAAAUCCGGGAGGCGAACGCACACCUGGCGGCGGUUCACCGGCGCGCGGCGGAGCUGGAGGCACGGCUGGACGCGGCGGAGCGCACGGUGCACGCCCAGGCCGAACGCCUGGCCCGCCACGACCAGCUGCUGCGCGCCGCGCUGGACGAGCUGGGCCGCGCCAAGGACCGCGAGAUUGCCACUCUCCGGGAGCAGCUGCUGACCUCUGAGGCUACUGUCCACAGCCUGCAGGCCACUGUGCAUCAGAGGGAUGAACUCGUCAAGCAGUUGCAGCCCCGGGCUGAGCUGCUGCAGGACAUCUGUCGCUGCCGGCUGCCCCUGGCCAGGCUGCUGGCUUCCCUGGCUGAGGCUGAGCGCCUGGGACCCCUGCCAUCCAAUGACUCCAGCCACCCACUCCCCGGUGGGCCUGGUCCACCCCUUGCCAACAGCACUGGGGAAGAGGGGGACAGGGACCAGCUCCAGCCUGCGGUGUUUGGGACCACAGUGUGAUCGCAGAGCACAGAUUCCAGAAUGGAGACAGAAGGCCACUGCUGUGGGUGUCCUCAGGGGUCACCAAUGUUCUGGAGGGGACCCUGUGGCAGAGCCAUAAUCCUGUCCAAGCAUCAAAACAAGGUGAAAAGUCAAAGUUUUCAAACAGGCCUACAGGCCAAAUGCAGAUGUUUAACCCAGACAGAUUUUUUUUUUUUUUAAAGUUGUCUUUUUUUUUUUUUAAAGUUGCAAUCAAUCAUCCUUGUUGAAAAACUGGCAAUGCUUACACAAAAAUCUGGCUUUCUGGCAAGACUGGGCAUGCUUGGUUGGAUCUGAGUCUAGGGUACCCCUUGAGCCGGAGUGAGUUUCAACUGGUCCCUCACUUCUCUUAGGUUAUCUGUCCGGGCCCUGAAGGAUCUGAAUUUGAGAGCUCCCCCCGCCCACCUCUGGUGGAGGCAGGUGAUAUCAAGUUCCACAUUAUUUGAGUUGUUUUCUGCCCUUUUCUUAUUUUUCCUAAAGCAGCCCCCAUGUCAGGGCUGAAGCUUUUCCUUACGUCUGUAUCCCAGACCAGAUUUGGGAGCCUCCAACAUGAUGCCAUUUUAUGUUGGUUAGAUGAAGACAGAUUUUUAAUCCUAGAUCUCUUUUCCCUAACUGCUCUUCCCCGAACCUUUCACCCAGAAGGAAGAGCAGGCAGGUGACACAACCAGGCUGCCCAGGAAAAUGCAUGCACCCCUGAUGGCAUUUCCUGAUGGGUCCAUCCUGCCUCAGGGCCUUUGCACUGGCUGUUACCUCUGCCUAUUGUAGAAUGCUCUUCCCCUACAUACUCAUGAUUGGUUCCCUGUCACCCAGGUUUUUGCUCAGAUGUCAUCUUCUCAGGCCCUUCUCCCUCCCCACCCCUGCCAUCACGCCAUUUUAUUUUCUUUAUGGAACUUCUUACCAUCUUACUGUCAGAGUGUAAGCUCGGUGAGGACAGGGAUUUUUGUCAGUCUUGUUCCCUGUUUGUCACCAGUGCCUGACAUACUCCGGGAGCCCCCGCAGGAAUAGGAUGGGUCUGUGGGCCCUGAAGGGAACCAGGGGCCCCCACCUCCGGGCCUAGCUUUUGUAGCAAGCAGCUAUCUCAUUUUUAUACAGCCUAGAGAAUCUAUUUUUUAAUUCCUUGUUUCUACACUGUCUUUGGCCCAGGACAUCAGGGCGCUUUGCUUUUUGUCAAACCAGGGAAAGAACCCUUGUGCCUUCCAUGCCCAGCCUGGUGGGCAGUUGUUCCCCAGCCUCCUCACUCAGGGAAUUGUCUCGCCAGGAACUGGAACCGCCAAGGGGCAGAGCCAAUUGCAGCCCAGAAAGGUCAGCGGCCAUCCCGGCCCUCAGGGUGGCGCUGCCUGCGUGCCUGGCAUCAAACAGUGACCCCUCAGUGCAGAAACAAUGGCCCCAUUUUCUUCUCUGGAUAAGGGGGCACUGUUUGUACAAAGGGGAGGCAGGCUGGGGCCUGUCUGUGCUUAAGAAUAAACCAGAUGAUUUCUUGG
This is a messenger RNA of Lemur catta (Ring-tailed lemur), 2036 nucleotides long. RefSeq names its product vimentin type intermediate filament associated coiled-coil protein (gene VMAC). Lineage: Eukaryota; Metazoa; Chordata; Mammalia; Primates; Lemuridae. The transcript is spliced from 2 exons. The record is from RefSeq and is a predicted model, not a curated record. Bases 28 to 537 code for a protein of 169 amino acids.